Messenger RNA from Corvus hawaiiensis (hawaiian crow), 4395 nucleotides. RefSeq names its product protein inhibitor of activated STAT 1 (gene PIAS1). Lineage: Eukaryota; Metazoa; Chordata; Aves; Passeriformes; Corvidae. Bases 26 to 1981 code for a protein of 651 amino acids. The record is from RefSeq and is a predicted model, not a curated record. The transcript has 14 exons. Gene Ontology annotation, biological process: protein sumoylation; regulation of transcription by RNA polymerase II. Gene Ontology annotation, molecular function: zinc ion binding; transcription coregulator activity; SUMO ligase activity.
CUGCGCCUGCGCGCAGAGUCGCAAGAUGGCGGACAGUGCGGAACUAAAGCAAAUGGUUAUGAGCCUUCGAGUUUCGGAACUGCAGGUGCUGCUGGGCUACGCGGGGAGGAACAAGCACGGCCGCAAACACGAACUGCUGACGAAAGCCCUGCACUUGCUCAAGGCUGGCUGCAGCCCCGCCGUCCAGAUGAAAAUCAAAGAACUCUAUAGGAGAAGGUUCCCCCAGAAAAUCAUGACCCCAGCAGACCUGUCCAUCCCCAGUGUGCACUCGAGCUCCAUGCCGGCCACGCUGUCGCCAUCCACCAUUCCACAGCUCGGCUACGACGGCCACCCCGCCACGUCCCCCUUGCUCCCCGUGUCACUCCUGGGACCUAAACACGAACUGGAACUGCCCCACCUCACCUCGGCCCUGCACCCCGUGCACCCCGACAUCAAACUGCAGAAACUCCCUUUUUAUGACUUGUUGGAUGAGCUGAUCAAACCCACCAGCCUAGCCUCAGAUAACAGUCAGAGAUUUCGAGAAACCUGCUUUGCCUUCGCGCUGACGCCACAGCAAGUGCAGCAGAUCAGCAGUUCCAUGGAUAUUUCUGGGACCAAAUGUGACUUCACAGUACAGGUCCAGCUAAGGUUUUGUUUAUCAGAAACCAGUUGUCCACAAGAAGAUCACUUCCCACCCAAUCUAUGUGUGAAAGUAAAUGGGAAACCAUGCAGCCUUCCAGGCUAUCUGCCACCAACCAAAAAUGGUGUUGAACCAAAGCGCCCCAGCCGACCAAUCAACAUUACCUCACUCGUCCGCUUGUCCACCACGGUCCCCAACACCAUCGUCGUGUCCUGGACUGCAGAGAUUGGCAGAAACUAUUCCAUGGCCGUGUACCUGGUGAAGCAGCUCUCCUCCACGGUGCUCCUGCAGCGGUUGCGGGCCAAGGGAAUCCGGAACCCGGAUCACUCCAGAGCACUGAUUAAAGAGAAACUAACUGCUGAUCCAGACAGUGAAAUAGCAACUACCAGCUUAAGAGUGUCUCUUCUUUGUCCACUUGGCAAAAUGCGCCUCACCAUCCCCUGCAGGGCCCUGACUUGUUCCCACCUGCAGUGUUUUGAUGCCACUCUCUACAUCCAAAUGAAUGAGAAGAAGCCAACCUGGGUUUGCCCCGUGUGUGACAAGAAGGCUCCCUACGAACAUCUCAUUAUUGAUGGGUUGUUCAUGGAAAUCCUGAAGUUUUGUACAGAUUGUGAUGAAAUCCAGUUUAAGGAGGAUGGAUCCUGGGCUCCCAUGAGAUCGAAGAAGGAGGUGCAGGAGGUCACUGCAUCUUACAACGGAGUUGAUGGAUGCAUCAGCUCUUCCUUGGAACACCAGGUGUCCUCUCACCAGCAGUCCAAUAAAAACAAGAAAGUGGAAGUGAUCGACUUGACCAUCGACAGCUCGUCAGAUGAGGAGGAAGAGGAGCCCUCUGCCAAGAGGAGCUGUCCCUCCAUAUCUCCAGCAUCACCAAUAAAUAACAAGGGCAUUUUAAAUUUACCCCACCAAGCUUCUCCUGUGUCAAGAACCCCAAGCCUUCCUGCUGUGGACACCAGCUACAUCAACACAUCACUUAUCCAAGACUACAGGCAUCCAUUCCAUAUGACACCCAUGCCUUAUGACUUGCAAGGUUUAGAUUUCUUCCCUUUCCUGUCAGGAGACAAUCAGCAUUACAACACCUCCCUCCUCGCCGCCGCAGCCGCGGCCGUUUCCGCGUCCGAUGAUCAGGAACUUUUACACUCCCGUUUUUUUCCCUACACUUCAUCCCAGAUGUUUCUGGAUCAGCUCAAUGCAGGAGGAAGCAGCUCCCUGCCAGCCACGAAUGGUAGCAACAGUGGCAGUAACAGCAGUCUUGUUUCCUCCAACAGCCUGCGGGAGAAUCACGGGCACCCCGUCGCGAGUAGGAGCAGCACGGACACGGCCUCAAUCUUUGGUAUCAUACCAGACAUUAUCUCAUUGGACUGAUUUUUUUUUUUUUUUCUGGGGGUGGGCAAUGGGGGGACAGAGGAAAUCUUUGUGCUUGGUUUUCCUUUCUGUUCAAAAAAAAAAAAAAAAAACAUUAAGACAAGGUGGUUUUUUUUUCCUUUUUUAAAAAGGGGGAAAAAAAAAAUUUACGUGUACAGAGAACAAAAAAAAAAGUCUAUUUUCAGUUUUACUUUUGUAUAUAAACCUAAGAUGGCCUCACCGGUAAAAAUAAGAAAAAAAAAAAGACAAAAGAGAAAAAAAAAAUUUAACAAAAACAAGGAGCUUCAGUUCAUUUUUCUGGAUGCUGAAGAUUUUACACCUGUGCAUUUGUCAUGUGAGUUUCUUUUCCUUUUUUUUUUUUUUUUUUUCCCCUAUAGUUUGGACACAAAUGGCAUUAUUUUCUUCACAGUUACAGAAACAGGAAAGGAGCUGAACUUCUAAAGUUCAAGCUUGGGAGAGGGUUUUUUUCCCUUUGCUGGUGGAAUCUAAUUCCCCGUCCCAUACUGAGUGCAGAUUUUCUUACGCCGAAAGCAGAGCAGACCCUGCUCUGUUUGCAGGCCGGAGCCUUUCAGGAGUGGGUUUGGUUUUUUGGGAUUUUUUGUCAUUUCUGGUUCCAUGUGCCCCUCUAUCCAGGCAAAUUCUCCUUUUUAAUUCCGUGCUUUAGUCAGGAAUGUUGCAAACUCACCCGUGACAGGGCUCCAGGGAGUGACACGAAGCUGAGCGGGAGGUUCAGGUUGGACAUCAGGGAAAGUUCUUCCCCCAGAGGGUGCUGGGGUGCUCACCAGGCUCCCCAGGGAAUGCUGAUGUUCCCAAGGCUGCCAGAGCUCCAGGAAUGUUUGGACAACACUCCCAGGCACAGGGUGGGAAUUUGGGGUGCCCUGUGCAAGGACUUAGAUCCUCGUGAGUCCCUCCCAACUCAGAAUAUUCCACAGCUCCAUGUUCAGUUACUCCUGAGGGCCUGACUCCAUCUAAUCCCAGGCUGAGGAAUGACCUGUGGGAUGAGAUGGAGCAUUUUUGUGCAGUGGAGCCCCACAUCAAAGCAUCACUUGGGCUGGAGGGGUUUUGUUUCUAAGAACUUCAAUCCUGUUCAGAUAACCUCAAAUCUUAUCAGCAAAAUCCUGAGCAUGUGUCAGUGUUACCUCAUGGAGCUGCUUCUGCUUUGGCUUAGCCGUGCCUAGAGACGGCCUUGGCAGCCCAGGCCUGGCUUGUCUGGCUGGAAAAUCCUCAUUUUAGUGCAGUAGAUCCAAUGGCUGCUUCCAGGUGAACUUGUCACCAGCCUGCAAGAAGCAAAUAGAAACUCCAGCACACCCUUGCAUGGUCUGUGCAGCCGGUGAUGCUCUUGGUGCCCUGUGCUGAGUUCAGUCGCCCCAUGAAUAUUCCGUGUUCAGUGUGAGUCUGAACCCCAAACCCACCACUAAAACCCCCACAUCCCAGAGUGUUGCUCCCUUUCCAGCUCUCUUAGGGGUAGUGGCUUUCAAAAUUCACUUUCCUUGGAAUUCUUUGGAUUUCCCGGAUUUUUUCAGUCUGUUGGAGCCGUAUUUACUUCCUGGUUUCUUUUCUCAUUUUUUUUUUCUUUAAGUUGUGCAUGACAUAGGAAAUUUUUUUUUUUUUGGGUCAUUUGGGCUGAUCCGUUCUUCUUAAGGAGUGGAAUGUGUAAAUAGCUGGAAUGCAGUUUUUUUUCAGGAGAUUCUUUAAAGUCAGAGAAAGGGGGAGGGAAGGAAGUGAUUCUUGUGUCCCAAAGUCCAUGUCAGAGAGAGUAAAUAUUUCCUCUGGUGUGAAAAAUAUUUUUAUAACUGGUUGAAAGUGCAGGUAACGAGUUUAUCAGGAAAGAGAGUUAAGGAAUACUAAAAUUAGCAGAUUCUUGUCUGAAUUUUUUCAUGUCCAGAAAAACUGUUGAUUGCAAAUAGUCGCUUCGAGCAUUGACAAGGGCCACCUUUUGCCUAUGAAGUCGUCUCAAAACAAAAAACUAAAUCUUGCAUUGAUUAAAAAAAAAAAAGGAAAAAAAAAACAGGAAAAAAUGAUAAAAAAAACAGGAAAAAAAAAGCAAAAAAAAAGAAAACCUUUAAUCCAAGUAGCAUUAGGUAUUGCUGUCUGAUCAGUCGUAUGGUUAUUUGAAAGGUUCACAUUAUGUGGCAUCAAAAUUGUUUUUAGUGUUUUUACAGCAUCCCUCUGCCACUAAAUAGUUGACUUGAAUUUUGGAAAACGGAACUGUUUGUGUUUAUAUGUAUAUGUGUGUGUAUAUAUGUAUUUAUAGAUCCGUGUGUGUGAGUUCCAGGUGAGUUAAAUAGUUUUUCCCAUGCAUGUGUAUUUCAUACAUAUCUGGCUGAUAUAUAUAUUUCACCAUACACCGAUUUUAUAAUUUAUUAAAUGUCAGUUAAAAAAGAAAUAAAAGGAUAGAAAAUGGGAAAGACUUA